This is a messenger RNA of Pararge aegeria (speckled wood butterfly), 2207 nucleotides long. RefSeq names its product calcineurin B homologous protein 1 (gene elm). Gene Ontology annotation, molecular function: calcium ion binding. The record is from RefSeq and is a predicted model, not a curated record. Lineage: Eukaryota; Metazoa; Arthropoda; Insecta; Lepidoptera; Nymphalidae. Bases 310 to 879 code for a protein of 189 amino acids. The transcript is spliced from 4 exons.
GUCAAUGUCAAAAAAAACAAAUAAAAAUGAGAAGGCUAAAGUUAAAGGUCGCGAGUAUUUUAUUUGUGUAAUAAAAUACUAAUAUCUUCCUGUUUAGGAUAGCCUUUGGACAUUUCUGUUCGUAUUAACUAUUCAUGCAGUGUGUAACCAAUUAACAAUUUAGUCCUAUUGUUACGUUAGACGCAGUAUUCCGAGCAUAUCAAAUCAAUUAUAUCCCAGCCUGUCUGAAUUUUACGACUAGCGGCCAGCUUAUCAGUUAAUCCUCCAACCCAGUGCUAAAGUUAAUAAGUGUAGUCGUGGUGUAGCAAAAUGGGCAACAAGUCGUCUUUGAUGCUGAGAGAGGAGGAAAUUGCACAAAUUCAAGAUGAAACUGGAUUUACUCCAAAUCAGAUAGAGCGCCUGUACUCACGUUUCACAGCAUUAGACAAAAAUGACUGUGGUACUUUAGCAAGGGAAGACUUCCUUCGUAUCCCGGAGCUAGCUAUAAACCCACUGAGUGAAAGGAUUGUCCAUUCAUUCUUUGCUGACAGUCACGAUGACAGAGUCAACUUCCUGCAGUUUAUGAAAGUGUUGGCACACUUCCGUCCUAUUAGGAAGAAUAGGGAGAAUAGGCUUAACAGUCGAGAGGAGAAAUUAAGAUUUGCUUUCUCUAUGUAUGAUCUGGACAGUGAUGGAAAAAUAUCAAGAGAUGAGCUGUUGGCCAUUCUACACAUGAUGGUCGGAGUAAAUAUAAGCGAGGAACAGCUUACGAGUAUUGCAGAAAGGACCAUAUUAGAAGCAGAUACAAACAAUGAUCAGAUGAUUUCCUUUGAAGAGUUCUGCCGAGCAUUAGAGAGGACUGAUGUUGAGCAGAAGAUGUCCAUUCGCUUCCUCAAUUGACCUCCAACCUCUUGAACUAUAUACAUCACAUAUGCUAUGACUGUGGUUCUGGCAUUCUUAGUAUAUGGACUGCAAAUGAAAAAAUAAACGCUCUGUGCUUCAAUAUAAAUUAAUAGUUUAAUAAAGUUUGAUUUUAUAGAAGUUUUCCAAACAUAUUAAUUAUGAAUGAAUACCAUUUCAAAAAUUCUCAAUGAUUCGUCAGCGCCAAUUUCUAAAGCUGUCUUUGCAUUUAAAUUUGUUUUGCUUUGUGUGUGUUGCAAGUGCAAAUCAUGCGAAAUUAAUCACAAAGUAACACUGCAUUCUAGUUUAAAACUGGCUUAAUUGUAUUAAUAGUUACCGUAACGAUUUAAAGAUUUAUACUGGGAAUUCCACAGGGUUGGAAAUUUCUGUAAACUAUAACAGUCAUAAAAUGGUUAACUACAUUAAAAGGUAUUAGUUUUAGAUGAAUUAGAAAUAAAUGAUGGGUUUAAGUGGUGUAACAAAUAUCUCUCUAUAUAUAAAUAUAUAAAGACUUGUAUAUUAUAUUAGUAUGUGUAGAUAGAAAAUGCUUAAUUUAUUUAAUAGAAGAACAAUGUUUUUAAUAAUAUAUCUAGUGUAAAUGGCUGAAAGCCAAAGUGCGGUAAAUCCUAAAAUUAUCUUAAUUAAAAUAAAUAUGCCUUAUAUGGCCACUUAAAUGGCACAUGACAAAUUAAUUCCAAUUGAUGACAAUCCGUAAUUAUUCUCGUAGUUAGCAGGCCGAUAAUACAAUUUUUUUUAAUGUAAACGUUCAUAAUAAAUAAUAGAUAUUUUUUCAAACUCUAGAUAAAGCCACUAAUGUAAAUUAAAAAAAAAAUGUAUAAACAGCAAAUUUUCAUCUCUCGUUUGAAAUGUUUAUUAAAACAUAGUUUUGUUUGCCUUGAGGCUAAGCUCUUUGUCCGAGGUUUUCCGAAAGAAAUGAUAGACCUUUGAAAGUCGAUCGAAACUACAAGGUUUACCUACCCACAAGAGGGCGCUAAUAUUCCCUCUAAGACUUACAAAGAAUUUCAGCAUCGAUGUCAGGAGGACCUUGGCUUAAUUGGCAAAACACUUCUACCAUUUAUGAAACUCCAGUCACAAAUUUGCCUUCAACACAAUCAAGUCAUGAAUGGGGAGUUUAUGAAGUGCACAACACUGAGAACCAACGGGAAGUAAUAAACAACUCAUAAAAUUCAUCUUUACAUGAUGACUCCAAUUUUUAAUGGCACAAAAUGUACUCUGCGCUUUAAUUUAAAAAUUGGUGAGACAAUUGUGGGUAUCUAGAUUAUACUUAAUGAAAACCUGGUUAUGUUUACAAUAAAAUAUUUUUCAUA